UUAUGAUAUGUAGGUUGUACAAAUUAUAUAUUUUUGAAUACAUACAUCAUAUAGAUUAAAGUAUUGUUUAAAUGCAUGAAUAAAUUUGAUCGUCACAAAAGAGAACUUUUUUAUUUAUAGAAAAGUCACAAAGAGAAAAUGAAAUAUCUUAAAAGGGGUUCCCCUUAACCACGAUUUGUCCCGGUUCCUUGCAUACGAGACAAAUUAUUACACGUUUACAACAACAAAAAAAAACCAGAAAAUUUCUUUUUCUACCACAAUACUUCCAAGCUCUCUACUUGCAAUGAACUUGGAUCUUCCUUUCCACUUGUAACUUCAUGAACCAACAACAACUAAUUGACGGCGGAGCAGACCCGGCGAAUCUCCCCGUUGGUCCCCGUCCUCACUCCAACAUUGCCCAUUCUAACCAUGGCCCGCCCGAACUCGACGUUGAAGGUCAGGCCCAACAGCCCACUGAGGCCCAAGUACCGGCGGACGAAGUUCCCGGUCCGGUUAUCCGACCACAACCGCUGGUCCGACUCCAGGACCCCACGCCCGUUCCUGAUGUUGGUGAAGUAGGAGGUGUCGAACCGGUUCUGGCUCCCCGUGUCCAUCGCCACCCGCGCCGCCCCGUUGUUGUUCUGCGGGCAGAACGACCGGAGGGUCGGCAGGAAGUCCGCCGCGAUCGAAGG
This is a messenger RNA of Linum tenue, 671 nucleotides long. Lineage: Eukaryota; Viridiplantae; Streptophyta; Magnoliopsida; Malpighiales; Linaceae. The record is from the annotation of a GenBank genome assembly.